Messenger RNA from Rangifer tarandus platyrhynchus (Svalbard reindeer), 450 nucleotides. The record is from the annotation of a GenBank genome assembly. NCBI's taxonomy places the organism in Eukaryota, Metazoa, Chordata, Mammalia, Artiodactyla, Cervidae.
AUGGCAGAAAAGCUGUCCGAAGAGCAGGUGGCAGAGUUCAAGCAGGCCUUCGACAGAUUCGACAAGGACAAGGACGGCACCAUCAAUGUGCAGGAUCUGGGCACCGUGAUGCAGGAGCUGGGACUGAAGCUGUCAGAGGCUGAGCUGAAGGGGAUCAUCACCCAGCUGGACACGGACAACAAUGGUGUCAUUAGCUUCCAGGAGUUCCUGGGAGCCAUGGCUUCAGAGCUUCAGACCUCGGCCACAGAGGAGGGCCUGAAGGAAAUCUUCCGUGCCUUAGACCAAGACAACGAUGGCUACAUCAGCGUGGACGAGCUCAGGCAGGCCACGUCCCAGCUGGAGGAGAAGAUGUCUCAGGACGAGCUGGAUGCCAUGAUCCGGGAGGCAGACGUGGACCAAGACGGCCGGGUGAACUACAAGGAGUUCGUGCGCAUCCUUACCCAGAACUGA